AUGCACGCGUUUGUCUUUCAAGGCUCCAAAAAGAUCGCUAAAGAGGUUCGUUGUAGCGAUGGGGCUUGGAAGGUUAGCUUUGGUCGGUGGUUGAUUAGAGAUCACAAUGGGAAUUGGGUGCAGGGGUUCAUGAUAAAAAUGGGGAAAGCUGAUAGCUACGCUGCGGAGCUGUGGGGCCUAAGGGAGGGUCUACGUACGGCUCAUAACGAACAUAGGUUAUGGGAGUUGAGGGUGGAAGUGGAACUUGAUGCGGAGGUUGUAAUCCGGAUUAUGAAGGAUAAUGAGAAUAGGGGGGAGUUGAGAUCCAACUUGACUGUGGAUUGUUGUAUGUCUAUGUCCAGGGGUUUUCAAGACAUCGUGUUCCGGCAUGUGUUUAGAGAAGGGAACUGUUGCGCCGAUUGGCGGGCUAAUAUGGGACAAUUAGGGGAUUGGGGCUUGACUAUCUUUGAGGAUACUCCGAUGGGGCUUGAGGAUUUGAUCAAAGCUGAUGCGGGUGGUUGCUAUUCUCGCAGGAUCAGAUGA
Ipomoea nil (Japanese morning glory) is the source of this 522-nucleotide messenger RNA. RefSeq lists its product as uncharacterized. Gene Ontology annotation, molecular function: nucleic acid binding; RNA-DNA hybrid ribonuclease activity. The coding region runs from base 1 to 522 and encodes 173 amino acids. NCBI's taxonomy places the organism in Eukaryota, Viridiplantae, Streptophyta, Magnoliopsida, Solanales, Convolvulaceae. The transcript has a single exon. The record is from RefSeq and is a predicted model, not a curated record.